Messenger RNA from Condylura cristata (star-nosed mole), 729 nucleotides. RefSeq names its product mannose-binding protein A-like. The record is from RefSeq and is a predicted model, not a curated record. Bases 1 to 717 code for a protein of 238 amino acids. The transcript is spliced from 4 exons. Gene Ontology annotation, cellular component: rough endoplasmic reticulum; multivesicular body. Lineage: Eukaryota; Metazoa; Chordata; Mammalia; Eulipotyphla; Talpidae. Gene Ontology annotation, biological process: positive regulation of phagocytosis; surfactant homeostasis.
AUGUUCCUGUCUUCCUCACUUCCUGUCUUCCUUCUGUGUGUGGUGACAGCGUCGGUAGCAGAAGUCUGUGAGAAUGCCGAGAAGACCUGCUCUGUGGUUAACUGUGGCACCCCAGGCCGAGAUGGGCGAGAUGGGCCCAAGGGAGAAAAGGGAGAGCCAGGACAAGGACUCAGAGGCUUACAGGGCCCUCCAGGGAAAUUGGGGCCUCCAGGAAUGGUGGGGCCUCCAGGACCAAAGGGUGCCAAAGGAGAUCCUGGAAGCAACAGAGCUGCUGAGGCUAAGCUAGAGAACUUAGAGGAAGAGAUAAGGAUCCUGAAAACACAACUGGACCACUUAAGAAAAUUGCAAAUCUUCUCCCUGGGCAAACAAUCUGGAAAGAAGCUCUUUGUGACCAAUGGGGAGAAGAUGCCUUUUUCCAAAGUAAAGGCUCUGUGUGCCGGGUUCCAGGCCUCUGUGGCCAUGCCUAGGAAUGCUCAGGAGAACCAAGCCAUCCAGAAGGUUGCCACAGACAGUGCCUUCCUGGGCAUCACGGAUGAGGAGACAGAAGGACAGUUCAUGUAUGUGACAGGAGGGAGGCUAGCCUACAGCAACUGGAAGAAGGAUGAGCCUAAUAACCACGGCUCAGGGGAGGACUGCGUGAUCCUCCUCAAGGACGGGUUGUGGAAUGACAUCUCCUGCUCCUCAUCCUUCCAAGCCAUCUGUGAAUUACCGGCCUGAAGAGAUAGCUCC